UUCUGCUGUGUCAUGCAAGAAGGAGGCGGCGGCGGCGGCGGCGGCGGCGGCAGCGGCCGAAGCUGGAGAGGGAGGAGGGGAGGAACCUGAUCCUCCGGUAGCGAAGGGCUGGAGGCAAACACCGAGCUCUCCCUGAGCCGCCCGGGAGCUGGGAGGGCUCUGCUACCCUGAGGGGCCCUCCCCGCGGGGCAGAGGAGCUCAAUGUCCAGACUCACUGAACCAUUCUUUGAGGUCACCCAAGUCUCCCAUCUCCUGACUCUCCAUAAGCGACUGGACUCAUAACUGGUUCCCUAUUGUGAACAUGGGGCUUGGAAUAAGGAGUGAGCUGAGUUGUAUUAAAGCCCAAGAAAGGAGCGAGAGAUAGACAAGAGAGGUGGGAAGACCCCAAAGAUGAUUAGAGCCUGCUUUCCCCAAACUCGUCAGGAGUGAUGGAGAUGAAUCACAAUAAAGUUGCUGAGAUCACAGUAUGGAUGCAGAUGGUUCUACAUAGUAACAUCGCUUUAGAUCAAAGAAGAGUGUUCCACUGACUGACCUCUUUUUGUUUUCAAAUGAAGAGCCAAGAAUAACACCACUUGGGAAGGUGAACAGGACAUAACUGAUGAACGUGAGGAACAUUUUAGUGGAUAAACCAAAUGACCAAUCUUCAAGAUGGUCUUCAGAGAGCAACUAUCCUCCCCAGUACUUGAUUCUGAAGCUUGAAAGGCCUGCUAUAGUUCAGAAUAUUACAUUUGGAAAAUAUGAGAAAACCCAUGUCUGUAAUUUGAAGAAAUUUAAAGUCUUUGGUGGAAUGAAUGAAGAAAAUAUGACAGAGCUGUUGUCCAGUGGCUUGAAGAAUGAUUAUAACAAAGAGACAUUUACCUUGAAACAUAAAAUUGAUGAACAGAUGUUCCCUUGUCGAUUCAUUAAAAUUGUUCCUCUUUUGUCUUGGGGACCCAGCUUUAAUUUUAGCAUUUGGUAUGUUGAACUUAGUGGCAUUGAUGAUCCUGAUAUAGUACAACCCUGUCUGAACUGGUACAGCAAGUACCGUGAACAGGAAGCAAUUCGCCUUUGCCUGAAACACUUCAGACAACAUAACUACACAGAGGCUUUUGAAUCCCUGCAAAAGAAAACCAGGAUUGCUUUGGAGCAUCCAAUGUUAACAGAUAUGCACGACAAACUGGUGUUGAAGGGUGACUUUGAUGCUUGUGAAGAGUUGAUUGAAAAAGCUGUAAAUGAUGGCUUGUUCAAUCAGUAUAUCAGUCAGCAGGAAUAUAAGCCACGAUGGAGUCAAAUCAUUCCUAAAAGCACCAAAGGUGAUGGAGAAGAUAACCGACCAGGAAUGAGAGGGGGCCAUCAGAUGGUUAUUGAUGUUCAGACAGAGACUGUUUAUUUGUUUGGUGGCUGGGAUGGAACACAAGAUCUUGCUGACUUCUGGGCAUACAGUGUGAAGGAGAACCAGUGGACAUGUAUCUCUAGAGAUACUGAGAAAGAGAAUGGUCCUAGUGCCAGAUCAUGUCAUAAAAUGUGCAUUGACAUUCAACGCAGGCAAAUCUACACUUUGGGACGUUACUUGGAUUCCUCUGUGAGGAACAGUAAAUCUCUGAAAAGUGACUUCUAUCGCUAUGACAUUGACACCAACACAUGGAUGUUACUAAGUGAAGAUACUGCUGCUGAUGGUGGACCGAAGUUGGUGUUUGAUCAUCAGAUGUGUAUGGACUCAGAAAAGCACAUGAUCUACACCUUUGGUGGUAGAAUUUUGACUUGUAAUGGCAGCGUAGAUGACAGCAGAGCCAGUGAACCUCAAUUCAGUGGGCUGUUUGCUUUCAACUGUCAAUGUCAAACCUGGAAACUUCUUCGAGAGGACUCCUGUAAUGCUGGGCCUGAGGACAUCCAGUCUCGGAUAGGACACUGCAUGCUGUUCCACUCAAAAAAUCGUUGCCUGUAUGUAUUUGGUGGCCAGCGAUCUAAGACCUAUUUGAAUGAUUUCUUUAGUUAUGAUGUGGACUCUGAUCAUGUAGACAUAAUAUCAGAUGGCACCAAGAAAGACUCUGGCAUGGUUCCAAUGACAGGAUUCACACAGAGAGCAACGAUUGACCCAGAACUGAAUGAAAUACAUGUCUUAUCCGGCCUUAGCAAAGACAAGGAGAAGAGGGAAGAGAAUGUCAGGAAUUCAUUUUGGAUUUAUGACAUUGUGAGGAAUAGUUGGUCAUGUGUCUAUAAGAAUGAUCAAGCUGCAAAAGAUAAUCCAAGUAAAAGCCUGCAAGAGGAAGAACCAUGCCCACGGUUUGCCCAUCAGCUUGUCUAUGAUGAGCUGCACAAGGUUCAUUAUUUAUUUGGUGGAAAUCCAGGAAAAUCUUGCUCUCCAAAGAUGAGACUAGAUGACUUCUGGUCACUGAAGUUGUGUAGACCUUCAAAAGAUUACUUACUGAGGCAUUGCAAGUACCUCAUAAGAAAACACAGGUUUGAAGAAAAGGCCCAAAUGGAUCCCCUUAGUGCUCUGAAAUAUUUACAAAAUGAUCUUUAUAUAACUGUGGAUCAUUCAGACCCGGAGGAGACAAAAGAGUUUCAACUCCUAGCCUCAGCUCUAUUCAAAUCUGGCUCAGAUUUUACAGCUCUAGGCUUUUCAGAUGUGGAUCACACCUAUGCUCAGAGAACUCAGCUCUUUGACACCUUAGUAAAUUUCUUUCCUGACAGCAUGACUCCUCCCAAAGGCAACCUGGUAGACCUCAUCACUCUGUAAACCAGGAAGGCAAGUUGAGGAGUUGCUGUGCUCAGAAGUGGAGAUGAGUCCCGAAUUCAGUGUUUGUAUUGGUGGAUGUGAAGUUGCAGUGACUGAGGACUGCAUCAGAGUUUUGAAGGAUCCUUAUCAUCACAAGUUUCAACCCACUUCCUUCAUACCUGACCUCAGUCCCCUUCUCAUAUUCCUGCAUUAGGCUAAUAAAGUGAAAUUGGUAUACUUCCCAUUUAAUUAUGUAUAU
Messenger RNA from Nannospalax galili (Upper Galilee mountains blind mole rat), 2957 nucleotides. RefSeq names its product muskelin 1 (gene Mkln1). Bases 599 to 2719 code for a protein of 706 amino acids. NCBI's taxonomy places the organism in Eukaryota, Metazoa, Chordata, Mammalia, Rodentia, Spalacidae. The transcript is spliced from 22 exons. Gene Ontology annotation, molecular function: protein binding. The record is from RefSeq and is a predicted model, not a curated record. Gene Ontology annotation, cellular component: cytoplasm.